UGUGAGCAGCCUACUAUGCGCAUUGAUUCCAGGCAUGUCUGCGAUGCACAGACACAACUUUGAUUUCUGCUUGUAAUCACCUUGGCUGCGGUCCAGGAUUUGACGCACAGGCUCUGGCGAGUCUUCGUCAUCCCAGGGCUCCUCAACUGUUCAACCCUGAUGCACUUCGUCUCGAUCGAUGUCCUCCCACCAUCGAGACAGUAGCUCAUUGGCAAGCAAAGACUCCAGUUCGCUUCACUUCCCGAUCUAACCGGACACUGCAUCUAUCGGAGGUCAAUCAGGGGGGGGCAACGCGCAUUCUGGAUGCUAGGGGAUACUAAACACCGGACCGAGAGGAUGCUAUUGCCGAAACCAUUAAAUGCAUUUUUCUUUCAUGACGGAAAAUAUACUAAAAUAGGCUGUAAUAGUGUAAUUUCCAUCAAUGUUGUUGUGAUGCAGACUUAUUUGACUCGGUAAUGUGACCAACAACGUGUGCUCACAGAAACAAGGCAGAGUAAAUCAAUGCAGAACUCCUCAUCAGCGCUCCUCGGGAUGGUCAGCCACUGUCAACCCCCACCCUUUACUGAUCUCACGGGCUUUGCGCUUUCAAUGUACAGCAGUAAGACAGAACUGUGUGCCAGACGCGCCGGAAACGAUGGUUUUGGAUCUCAGAUCGGUCGAAAUCUUCACACCUCGACUCACGUGAACUGCUACGGUUCAAAGAGGAUCGGCGCGCCGUACGAAGAUCGCUAUGGAGCGCAAGAAAAAGCGCAGCUCAUCGCCAAGGUUUCCAGCGCCUGCUUUCCUCUCUCACCGGAGCAAGUGAACGGCGUCUACGGCCUUGAGAAAGACAGUGCCAGUGAACUCGGCGGCAGCGUCGACGGCGGUGUCGGUGGGGGGGCCCUGAUGCGCGGUGGGCAGAGCUUGGCGCUGCCGCUGGGGGGUCACUCAGGGGGGCAAUACCAGCAGCACAGCCUCCACUGUGACCAGCCCAGCCACGACAUACACCUGCUCGACAGCCCCGGGAGCCAGGACUCCAGAUCAUCCUCCGCCUUCCAGAGGUCCCUGCCCGUUGGCUCUCCGCACCACCAGGACAGCUGCGGUGUCAGCGGCCGCAGAGCCGCCCUGCCGUACGGCAUCAAACAGGAGGCCACCAUGGGCUAUAAGAACUCUUCCACGGGCCCGGGGACACUCUGCGCGGCCCAGGCCCCUUUCCAGUGCUCCCGGGAGGGCAUGGCCGCCGGCCUGCGGAGGGGGGAGAUGGCGGAGGCCGGCAGCGCUAGCAACGGCGGGAGCUGCGACCGGGUGUGCAGGACGAGCGGCCGGGGCGCCGGCGUGUCACAGGAUGCGGCGUGCGCCUUUAAUAAUGAAGAUGGCUCCUCCCCGCUGGCUUUGUCCCCCGCCGGAGCCCGUCACUCAGCACACCCGCUCGACGGCAGCAGUCCCAAGAGGCAGCGCCUGUCCCUGGCGCCGCAGUCCGUACCCGCCACCGGCCCCAGCGGAGCCGCCGUCGCCGGGUCCCCGUCGGUCGCCAACGCCGCCCGCGAGGGCAUCGACCUCGCCUCUAUCAUCCGCUCCUCCUCCCAGAUGUCAGCGGUGGCCGGCGUCAACGUCCUCUCGCCCGGCCACGCCAGCAACGCCGCCUCCUCCUACUCCUCCUCCUCCUCCUCCUCGACCACCACCUCCCCCGCCGCCUCCUCCGCCUACUCCGCCCAGGCCGCCCCCCACAAGCCCCAGCCCCUGGCCCCGCCCCCGCCGCACGGCAGCCCCCAGCAGCCGACGAGACGGGAGAGCUGUCAGCUGCCCUCGCCCGCCGCCUGCCUGCUGUCCCUCUCCUCCUGCACCUCCUCCUCCUCCUCCUCCUCCUCUCCCGCCUUGUCCUCGUCGGUGUCGUCGCUGGAGCUGGAGCACGGCCAGAGGCCGAGCCGGGGGCUGUGCGAGGAGCAGGGCUCCAUGCAGCUGGGUCCCGGGGCGGGAGGUGGGCCCAGAGGAGGCUCUGACGGGCUCGGCUUGCUCAUGAACGGGGCUAUGAUGUCCGGGCCCGUUCCCGGACCAGGGACACCCCACGACGGAGGCCAUAGGCUGGCUGCAGCCCUGAAACAGGAGCCCCUGGAUGACUUCUCCUCCAACGAGGACGUGCUCUUUCAGCACCACUACCACCAUCACCACCACCUUAACGGGCACAACGGCCACCGGCGUCAGCUGCAUAACUCCGCCAUGCCUCCACCCUACCACCUCCACCAGUACAUGGGGCCCAGCCCCGGGGAGCUGCUUCACCUUCAGUCCACGGCACCCGCCCCCUCCCUGGGACCCAAGUCCUCCGCUAGGGGCCCAGCUAGAUCUCACUCAGACCCCGAGAGAGACGAGCUCGCCGGGCCUGCCCCGGGCGACCGGCAGGUUUGUCGCUGGAUUGACUGCAGUGCUGCUUAUGACCAGCAGGAGGAACUAGUGAGGCACAUCGAAAAGGUGCACAUUGACCAGCGCAAAGGAGAGGACUUCACCUGCUUCUGGGCCGGCUGCAUCCGCCGCUACAAGCCGUUUAACGCCCGCUACAAGCUCCUCAUCCACAUGAGGGUCCACUCUGGGGAGAAACCCAACAAGUGCAUGGUAGGUCCCCACAACUCCCCAUGACAAACACACUCCCCAAACACACACUCCUCGGACACGCACGCCCCAGACACACACUCCAGGCUAGAGGCUAACCUUGUCAGCAUGGGCUCUAAACUCCCUAUAACUACCACCCUUCCUGCUAGUGUAUCAAAGUAAACU
Molecule: messenger RNA, 2748 nt
Organism: Gadus morhua (Atlantic cod)
Lineage: Eukaryota; Metazoa; Chordata; Actinopteri; Gadiformes; Gadidae
Exons: 4
Coding region: 502-2610 (702 amino acids)
Biological process (GO): regulation of transcription by RNA polymerase II
Cellular component (GO): nucleus
Molecular function (GO): RNA polymerase II cis-regulatory region sequence-specific DNA binding; DNA-binding transcription factor activity, RNA polymerase II-specific
Source: RefSeq, a predicted model, not a curated record